CGGAGACGCAAAUCAAGUCGCAAAAGCGAGAGAAGGUUGACGCUGAGCUAUGUGAAAGGAAGAAAGAGGUGUGGGUACCUGAAGAGGCGGACGUGCGUUUCUUGGAAUUGUGAAAACAAGUUCGCGUGAUCGAUUUUUCGACAGAAUAAUACAACAAAAAAUGUGUUUGGUUUAGUGAAUUACUGAUUAUUGGGUGAAAUGAUGGAUUUUCGGCGACGCAGGGGUUAAUAAUUGUACUUAUCGUACUUAUUUGAGGCAAACUUUUAAGAUUGAAAUAUUAAUUAACAGAUAGCGAAGAAUUCCCAACAGGAUUAACCCAAGUUCAUAGAAACCACAAUGAAUGGUCCUACUGUGACAGACGACUGAUCCAAACACAAGUGAUGAUCUUAUCUCAGAGGCGCAGACACACAAAGCCAAGUGCAGUCUACUCACUGGUAAAUGUUAAUCUUCGCAAUCAGCAUGGAGUGAAAUCCAGAUAAGAUUCUGACAGCAAUAUAAUUCACAGAGCAUUCGUACUAUAAGUGCAGCCAUGAGUAAUACACACCAAAUUAUAGUCUUAAUACUGAUAUCAACAACGACUCUACAUGCCCAAACGCACGAUGCCACACCAUCGAGCGAAAUUCCCAGAAAACGAUUCACCUGCCCAGUCGAACCAAACUGCAGCUGCGAAGAAUUCACCUCAAAGGUCGAUUUCUACUGUCCGAAGUUCAACCCAACGCUGUACGUAAAUAUCGAAGACAACCGGAGGACAGACAUGAGAUGCUCACCGGAUUCGGAUCAGGAUGCUUACGACUUCAGGAGCGUACAAAAUCUGGAAAUUGGUAACGCUCCCUUGCUGUUAGUGGCCGAUUGCCAGUUGGAUAAGGAUCAGCCAAUUCUGGAAUCGUUCAAAUUCCUAGGAGUUACGAACGUCAGGAAUUUUCUGUAUAAGAACACUAAAGAAGGCGUGAGGUACAAUGCGAGGUACUUUGAAGGACUUGAACAGCUGGAGAACCUAACCCUGGCUGAAGGCGUUAUUAGUUUGGAAAAGGAUACGUUUUCUGGAUUUCGAGAUUUGAAAAGGCUAACCAUCGAGCACAACAAAUUGGUGUUGAGACCUGGAACAUUUGAAGUCCUUACAAAUUUGACCAAUCUUCAAGUAGCGUACAACCAUAUCAGCAAACUUGAACCUGGAGUUUUUGACGGUCUUGUUAAUUUGGAAGCACUUUCACUAGCCUUCAACAGCAUCGCAAAAAUUGAGUCCAGCACAUUUGAAGGUUUGCGCUUACUGCGAAUGCUAAACUUGCGAGUUAAUAAAAUUGAAUCAUUUGAUUCCAAUGCAUUCGCAACAUUGACCGAGCUCACCAGACUGGAGGUCACAUUCAAUCCUUUCGUCAGUUUACCGACAAAAAUGUUCGCCACCAAUAAGAAACUGAAAACAUUGAUACUAACGAACAACAAGAAUUUCACAACGCUCGCCGAGGAUUUGCUUGCCGAUUUACCGGCGUUGGAUGUCGUCAAUUUGAAUAGUAACGGAAUUCAACAUCUCUCAAAAUUGUUGUUCCGCGGUUCCUCGAAUAUCACCGAGCUGAACCUGGCUCAUAAUAGGCUAGAAAGUCUACCGGAAGAACUUCUCAGCGAUCAACAGCGAUUACAGAUUUUAAAUCUCAAUCACAAUCGAUUGAAGGAGAUUCCUGACUAUUUUUUCGAAAGAACCAAUGAAUUGCGGACCCUGCAUCUUUCCAAUAACCACCUGCGGAGCUUGUCAGAGAAAGUUUUUUCUAAGUUGGGAAGAUUGAAGGAACUGCAUUUGGAAAACAACAAACUUCAAACCAUCGCUCAAUUCAUUUUCAGUGGCACACCCAUUCUAGAAGAGAUCUACAUGCAGAAUAAUCAAUUGGAUUUUCACGCCAAUAGUUUUAAACACGAAGAACUAAGCAUAGCGGAUAACGACAAUACCCCCUUCCAGGUUCUAUCGAAUCUUCGGAUUCUUCAACUGAGGAACAAUAGUAUUUCGACGAUCUUUCAAGACUGGUACAUCAACAAUUUAGAACUUACAAAUCUGGACCUCAGUUUUAACAAUAUCUCCGAGCUCUCCUACACGGAUCUACAGUUCCAGUCAAAUAUUUCGCUGAAUCUCGCCAAUAACGAAAUAUCUCGAAUCAUUCUUGCUGAUCUGGACUUGAAAUCCAAUCAGAAGAUAAAUGUCAAUCUCAAUAAUAACCCUCUGCAGUGCGACUGCAAUCUAUUGAAAUUUGUUCAACUAGUCCAGUCCAGGCCCGAACACGGACUUCUGUUCACCACCGAUAACCUACGGUGCGCAGAGCCUCGAAACCUAUUUGAUGCCUCUAUGGAUGAGCUGCAAACCAAAGAUCUUGUGUGUGAAUUUCCAUCCGCCGAGGACUGUCCACAGAACUGCGACUGCGCGCUAAGACUCGUGGAUCACACAGCCGUCAUCAACUGCUCAGGGCGUGGACUAACUCAUAUUCCUAAACUACCAACACCUUCACAUCUUCACGAAGACUUCAAUGCUCUUGAACUUCAUGUCGAGAAUAAUGAAAUAACUUUCCUACCGGAUUCAUAUCUGACGGGAUACAAUGAGGUCACCCAGUUAUACGCUCAAAACAACUCCAUCCGGAAGGUGCUCCCUCAAAACAUCCCAUCGAAACUCCAGUUUUUGGACCUCAGUCAAAAUCAGCUGCAACUAGUGGAAGAUCCAACACUGGAAGUCCUCAACCGAUCCAGUCAUCUACAAACCGUCAAGCUCUCACAAAAUCAUUGGCAGUGUGAUUGCUUGGCGUCCAAUUUCUUAAUUUUCGUGCAACAAAACCCGCAUUUAAUCGCCGACAUAUCAAGGGUGCAAUGUCAUCCAUCCGGUAAAUCUUUUGACUCCAUCACCGUCAACGAACUGUGUUACGAAGACUACACCAUUCAACUAGUGAUGUGCUUUGUCAUAGCUGCUCUCGGAUUGCUGAUCGGCUUAACCUCCCUGCUAUUCUUCCGCUACCAGACCGAAGUCAAAGUGUGGCUCUUCACGCACAACCUCUUCCUGUCGCUUAUAACCGAGGAAGAACUGGACCGAGACAAACUCUACGAUGCGUUCAUUUCCUAUUCACACCUGGACGAAGAGUUCAUCACCGAUGAGCUGAUCCCCAAGCUGGAGAACGAACCGAUGAACUUCAAAACCUGUUGGCACGUCCGGGACUUCAUGCCCGGGGAGAUGAUCAUGACGCAGAUCGUCAAAUCCAUCGAAGCGUCCCGCCGGACGGUGAUUGUUCUGUCGAAGAACUUCCUGGAGUCCAGCUGGGCCAAGCAGGAGUUCCGGCAGGCGCAUGUCCAAUCGAUGGAGGACAACCGCGUGCGGGUGAUCGUCGUCAUCUACGAGGACAUCGGAAACAUCGACCAGCUCGACGGGGAGCUGAAGGCGUACCUCAAGACCAACACCUACGUCAAGUGGGGCGAUCCGUGGUUCUGGCAGAAACUCCGGUACGCGAUGCCACAUCCUCUCAAGGUGAAGGGAAUCAAAUCGGCGGUGUCGGAAAUUCACUUGCAACAAGUGACAGCGACGAAACCAACGCCUGUAUAGCCCAUGCCGGGUCCUGGGGACCCCCCUACAGAAUACUCACAGCAAUCCCACGCAAUACGCUCUCUUCUCAAUAGCAUUGGCGAGCACAACGUGGAGAAAUCCGUACUUUAAUCAACGAGUGGAUUUAACAUGAUCUUGUGAAGUCAUGUCACCGUUCAAGGGUUCGAAAGGUGCAUCCAUACUGCUAAAAUGUUUUAAAGGUACUAUGGUCAUAAUAAAUACAGAUUUGAGAAAAAAAAAUUACUUCAAAAGUAAAUCGAAGAAAACUGUGAUCAGUGUUGGAGCACCGCCAUUCAGUGCCUUAAUAUAAUAACGUCAUGAGUGUCAUUUAGUACAAAAUGUUAAGCAAUCGCCUAUAACUAAUACAACUUUAAUCCUAUUUUCUACCAGGAGAAUCGUCAUUAAAUUCUUGAAGAGAACGCGGAGUAGAACCCGCUGAAAAGAAUGCACUGAAAUAUGCUUAUACCGAGAAAGUUCGAGAUCCCGGUAAACUUUGUUAUCAAAAGUUAUUUGCGACAACUUUCAGCAAUUGGUAAUUGCUUAAAAUAUUAGUAUUUUAAUAAGAAAACAGGUUUAAUAUGCUACAGUAGUUAAAACACUUGUUGAACAGUGAUCACAUUUUCAAUACAAUCUUUUGUCAAUAAGCAUUGGCAGGUACUACUUACCUCUACGCACAUUAGCUUUGUUGUUAUCGCAUACAUAAUUAUUGAAUAAGCAAAAUGUUACAAAAAAGUUAUUAUAAGUGAUGAUAUUUUUAAAUAUUCUAUAGAUUCACUCUAAGUGAAUCUUAUUUUUAUUAUGAUGUUAGUUUAAGGGAAUCUCUUAAGAAUGUGGCUUAUGAAAUUAUUUUAACAAUAAUGAAUGCUGUCUUGUGAAUGUUGAACAAAUAUGAAAAGAUUUGGAAAAACUCGCCACGUAAAAACCAUUUAUUAUAGGUUUUGAAAUAAAUAGUCGUGUGCAUAU
Molecule: messenger RNA, 4528 nt
Organism: Armigeres subalbatus
Lineage: Eukaryota; Metazoa; Arthropoda; Insecta; Diptera; Culicidae
Product: protein toll-like
Exons: 3
Coding region: 530-3565 (1011 amino acids)
Biological process (GO): toll-like receptor signaling pathway; immune response; inflammatory response
Cellular component (GO): plasma membrane
Molecular function (GO): protein binding; transmembrane signaling receptor activity
Source: RefSeq, a predicted model, not a curated record